AAAUUCAAGUUUAGUACUCUCUCUCUCUUUCAAAUUCAAGCUCUCUCUCUCCCAAAUUCAAGUUUAGUCCUCUCUCCCAAAGUCAAGCUCUCUCUACCAGAUUCAAGCUCUCUCUCUUGCCCGCCCGCUCGCCCAAGGUUCAAAGUUAGAAUAUGAUCUCCAAAGACUCAAUCCAUCAAAGAAUGAAGAAAGAUUUAUUUAAAUACCUACCAUCAGAGAUUCUCACCGAUAUCUUGUUGAGACUCCCUCUUGAAAACGUUGCAACUUGCAAAUGCGUUUGCAAACCGUGGCUCGAUCUCAUUGAGAGUAACUAUUUUUUCAAGUCCCAUUUUUCUAAAUCCGUCCCCGCCCUUGUGGUCUCGAUGCCGACUACAAAUUCAAAUUGGUUCAAUGUUUUCAAAUUGGAAGAGAAGCCCAAGCGCAAGCCGAAUCUAAUCACGAAGUUUGAUUUCCCCCAAGCAUCAACAAUACAAGGUUCUUCCAAUGGUUUGCUUCUUCUAAAAAAUCCUUUUCGUGAUCAUCUUUAUGUAUGUAAUCCUAUCACCCGUGAAUUUGUUGAGCUCCGGGGCCGUCUUACUCGCCCUCGAGAAGAUUGUUAUGGAAUUGGAGUGAGCAGAAUAAGCGGACAACAUAAGGUUGUAUAUCUUAACCCUAACUAUGACGGAUGUCAUGUAUACACUCUUGAAUCGGGAUCUUCGUGGAGACGCGUUAAAGGUGUUAUCCCCUCGUUUAAUUGUUGUUACAGCUCUGUUGCUGCAUUUGCUAGUGGCAAUCUCCACUGGUUUGUUUCAAAUGGAAGGGAGAUUCCUUAUAUUUGCUGCUUUGAUCUUGAGAAAGAAUGUUUCACCACAUUCUCUCCACCACUCGAAUGUCUCAAGAGACCUAUUUUUAACAAGGGAAUGUUGUUUACUUUGGGGGAUUGUCUGUGUUUUUGUGAUGACGAACCAAAAUAUUACUGUGACUAUGAUCAUGUUAUCUGGUUGUUGAAGGAAUAUGAAGAAGUCGAGAAAUGUUGGUGCGAGGUACAUGUCAACAUCAGGCAACCACCUCUUUUAGAGGUCCUCAUCAAACAUCCUUAUUAUGGUCAUGGUUUACACAAACGUCUUCAGCCUAUCAAUGUUUACGAGAAUGGAGACAUGUUGAUGUUAUGGAAUGAGAAGCACUUUCUAUACUACUCUAAAAAGAAGAAAAGCCUUACAAAAAUUGGUUUGUUUGGCUAACGCGAUCAAGUGAGGAGGAUGAACAAGAAUCAGAUCCAUCUUGUUCUGUCAAAUCACUCACGCCAGCAUCUUUAAGCAACCUGAAAAUCGCAAGGUGACUAUUAGGAUACCGAGCAUGAGAAGAUUUGGAAAUGAUUUAGCAGUUUUCAUGUAAAAAUUGGUUCCCAAUAAUAUAAACUUACUUAGUCAGUGAUCGAUAAGGAUGGAAUA
Messenger RNA from Salvia hispanica, 1430 nucleotides. The record is from RefSeq and is a predicted model, not a curated record. Lineage: Eukaryota; Viridiplantae; Streptophyta; Magnoliopsida; Lamiales; Lamiaceae.